Molecule: messenger RNA, 2673 nt
Organism: Cicer arietinum (chickpea)
Lineage: Eukaryota; Viridiplantae; Streptophyta; Magnoliopsida; Fabales; Fabaceae
Product: putative pentatricopeptide repeat-containing protein At3g15130
Biological process (GO): RNA modification
Molecular function (GO): zinc ion binding; RNA binding; protein binding
Source: RefSeq, a predicted model, not a curated record
UUAGUGACUGGUUCACAUUGGAUAUCGUUUCUCAUUCUUUCAUAAUUUUUAUCCAAUCAAACAUAUAUUGCAUCAUAUAAUUUCCAAGCAAAGCAACCCAACCAAUUAUGCAAGCAUUCUUCAACUUCUUCUAUCAAUAUUUCCCUUAUCCUUUCUUCAUAGUCUUAUAAUAUAAUCAUAUGAAUAUGAAUAUGCAUCAUGCCAUGGUUUCAUCUUUUCCUUCUUCAUUAGUUGCUGCCACUGCAACUCUUAAGCUCCACCCACAAUUCAGAAAACAUUCACCAACCUCUUUUCCACUAGAUAAGGGUCAAACCAUUUCAUUACAGAAAAGCCACACAUUCACACAUUUGGAUCCCAUAAGGCACCUUAAUUUUCAAGAAGCACUUUCAUUAGCAAAAGAGUGUCAAGAAAAAGUGGAUUCAUCUUUCUACAUUCCCUUAUUACAACAAUGCCUAGAAAGUUGCUCCUUUUCAGCUACACAAAUCAUUCACUGUCACAUAGUGAAAACAGGUAGCCAUGAAGACCCUUUUACAACAACAUUUCUUUUCAAUGUUUAUGCUAAAUGUGGUAACAUGGAAGAAGCUCAAAGAGUCUUUGAUCACAUGAAAAUAAGAAAUGUUGUUACUUGGACAAAUUUAAUGAUGAGUUAUGUGCAAAACUCAAUGCCAAAAAAUGCUAUAAAUUUGUUUCAAGAAAUGUUGCAUUCAGAGUGUUAUCCUUCAAUUUACACUUUUGCUAUAGUACUUAAUGCUUGUACAAUUUUGCACUCAUUGAAGUUAGGUGAACAGUUACAUGGUUACAUAAUUAAAUACCAAGUUGAUUAUGACACAAGCAUUGGAAAUGCACUUUGUAGUUUAUACUCUAAAUGUGGUAGAUUGGAGUUUGGUCUAAAAGCAUUUAAGAGAAUCAAAGAAAAGAAUGUUAUUUCUUGGACUUCAGCUAUUUCAGCUUGCGGCGAAAAUGGCGAAGCUAUGAAGGGUUUGAGACUUUUUGUUGAGAUGCUUUUAGAUGAGGUAAAGGUGCAGCCUAAUGAGUAUACUUUAACUAGUGUGUUGAGCCAGUGUUGUGAAGUUAAGUGCUUAGAGCUUGGUAUUCAAGCUCAUUCUUUCUGUAUUAAAUUUGGGUUUGAAUCCAAUUUGCGAGUUCGGAAUUCUUUAUUGUAUUUGUACAUUAAAUGUGGUUAUGUUGGUGAGGCUCAAAGAUUGUUUAAAGCAAUGGAUGAUAUAAAUUUGGUUACAUGGAAUGCUAUGAUUGCUGGUCAUGGACAGAUGAUGGAACUUUCAAAGGAUAAUCUUUCUGCAUACCAAAGUGGAAUCGAAGCGCUAAAACUUUUCGCUAAGUUGAAUCGGUCGGGCAUGAAGCCUGAUUCCUUUACAUUCUCGAGUGCGUUGAGUGUUUGCAGUAGAAUGAUGGCUUUAGAACAAGGCGAACAGAUUCACGCUCGGACGAUUAAAACCGGGUUUUUAUCAGAGGUUAUUGUAGGUUCUUCUAUGAUUAAUAUGUAUAACAAAUGUGGAAGUAUUGAGAGAGCAAGCAAAGUUUUUGUAGAGAUGUCUAUUAGAACAAUGAUAUCAUGGACUUCCAUGAUAACUGGUUUUGCACAGCAUGGUUGGUCUAAGCAAGCUUUGCAUCUUUUUGAGGAUAUGAAACUUGUAGGAGUUAGGCCAAACCAGAUAACUUUUGUUGGCAUUUUAUCGGCUUGUGGAAGCGCUGGUAUGGUCGAUGAUGCAUUCGAUUACUUCGAGAUUAUGCAGAAGGAGUAUAAAAUUAAACCUGUGAUGGACCAUUAUGCUUGUUUGGUUGAUAUGUUAGUGAGGCUCGGUCGACUCGAGGAAGCUUUCGAUUUUGUAAAGAAAAUUAUAAAGAAAAUAGAUCAUGAGGCUUGUGAGUUUAUUUGGUCAAACUUGCUUGCUGGUUGUAUAAGCCAAGGGAAUCUGGAAUUGGGAUGUAAUGCUGCUGAACAUUUACUAAGUCUCAAACCGAAAGAUGCAGAAACGUAUGUAUUGCUGUUGAAUACAUACGUCUCGGCGGGGCGAUCUGAGGAUGUUUGUAGGGUGAAGAAUAUAAUGAAAGAAGAGAAAGUUGAAAAGUUAAAGGAUUGGAGUUGGAUUAGCAUCAAAGACAAAGUGUAUUCAUUUGAAACAAAUGACAAUGAAGAGGAGGAAAAGACAUACUCUCCUACCAUUUAUCAUAGUGAGAAGCUGGCCAUUACAUUUGGGUUGGAGAAUUUGCCAAAUUCUUCACCAAUAAGAGUUGUCAAGAAUACCUUAAUGUGUAAGGAUUGUCAUAACUUUGUUAAGUACAUCUCAACACUGACUAGUAGGGAAAUCAUUGUUAAAGAUAGUAAGAGGAUACAUAAAUUUUUCAAUGGACAAUGCUCGUGUGGGAAUAUUGGUGGUUACCAUUUACCAAUCAAGAGAUGACCAAAAGCAGAUAGAUACAUUUUCACUACCCAAAAAAAAGAAGAUACAUUUUUUACACCUUUCUACAUUUAAUUCUAUAACACAAAUGUUAACUCUAUAUAUUAACAAGUUUUGAAUUGUUCUAGGAAGUUAAGUUUUGAAUUUUGAUUGUAGCUUCACAAAACAAAUUUUACCAUGUAUUAACUAGGUAACACAUGAACUGUUUUACAUAUGAUAAUUAAGAUAUGCACAAAUGGCUUGCCUAUUAAAA